AUGGUUCUUCCAUCUCAUUCAAGUUCAUCCCCACCCCUCCCACCUGCCCUCCCAUUACCGGGGCCUUCCACCACAACCCCUGCAGAGAUAACACAAUCCAUUCGCACAGCAUGCGCCAGUUCUUCCAGGUCCGCCUCAUCCCGCAACACAAAGAGUGAAGGUUCAGGCCCAAGACCACGGGAAAAGAAGCAUGCUUGCUGGAUGUGCGAGAAGUCCUUUGAUAGGCCCUCCACAUUGAGAAAGCACCUGCUCGUACACACAGGAGAAAAAGCAUUUGUGUGUGACACUUGUGGCCGUCGUUUUGGCGUUGCCUCUAAUCUUAACCGUCACGUUAAGCGGUGCAUUCUUAAGCCCGUAAACACUGCGAAUCGCACAAACCAGAUGUCAUCUAGUGACUCUGCUGGGACGUCACAAGAAGCCACAUCCGUCCUGCCAUCCGCUGCCUCACUUUCCACUGCCGCAUCACCAGAUUCAGAUCCACGACCGAAUAAGCGUGCUCGCGAGGAAUCGACUACGUCACCAUCAGAACAACCCAAGGCAUCCACGAAGAGGCGACGUCGUGCUCCGUCCCCGUCGCAAUGGAUACCGACAUCCCUUCUUCCAUUCAACCUUUUCCCCGUGGAGUCAACAAAAGCGACUACCGUCCCCCUUCCACCAGUUACGGCAGUCAAAGAUGAGGUAUCCAACGAAUGGCUUGAGGAACGCAACUCAUGGGAUGAGAGUGUUGGCCUCACGCCAUAUCACCCAUGUGGGUGGAAAGGCACCCUCCCGGGCCCAGCCGUAGGGUUCGGCGGCAAAGAUGUAGGGAACGUCGGCCUCGUGAAUGGAGGAACGUACGUUAUGGGAAGACUUGUCAUGGUCUAA
Suillus bovinus is the source of this 864-nucleotide messenger RNA. RefSeq lists its product as uncharacterized. NCBI's taxonomy places the organism in Eukaryota, Fungi, Basidiomycota, Agaricomycetes, Boletales, Suillaceae. Bases 1 to 864 code for a protein of 287 amino acids. Gene Ontology annotation, molecular function: RNA polymerase II cis-regulatory region sequence-specific DNA binding; DNA-binding transcription factor activity, RNA polymerase II-specific. Gene Ontology annotation, cellular component: nucleus. The transcript has 3 exons. Gene Ontology annotation, biological process: regulation of transcription by RNA polymerase II. The record is from RefSeq and is a predicted model, not a curated record.